AUGGCUAACUCCAGAUUCGAAUAUGUCAAGCAAUUCGAAAGGGAAAACUUUCUUCUACCGCAGACGCACAUUGUGAUUCGUGUCGAUGGAAAAGGUUUUCAUAAAUUCAGCUCCUAUUACGAAUUUGACAAGCCUAAUGAUCUUCGGGCACUCAAUGUGAUGAACCGUGCUGCUUUGGCCAUUGUGAAGCAAUUUCCCGAUAUUCAAAUGGCCUACGGUGACUCGGACGAAUAUCUGUUCCUACUAAGGCGAACCUGUGACUUGUUUGAGCGAAGAGAGAUGAAGUUGGUCUCCACAUUUGCUCUGUUUAUGCUGGUUUACUAUGUGAUGGAAUGGAAUUUAGAGUUUGCUGACAAGCCUAUUGUCAUGGAAAGGCUCCCGACUUUCGAUGCUCGGGCUGUUGUGUAUCCCAAUGCACAAACAGUACGAGAUUACUUCUCCUGGCGACAGGUGGACUGCCAUAUCAAUAACCUAUAUAACACCUCAUUCUGGAGCUUAAUCGAGAAAUGUGGUAUGACGGGACAGGAGGCCGAAAACUCCCUCCUGGGCACUGUUUCCAGCGAUAAGAAUGAGAUACUUUUCUCCAAGUGUGGGAUCAACUACAACAAUGAACCCGAAAUCUUCAAGAAGGGUACAGUAAUAGUGAGGGAAUACCAGGAACUGCAAUCAACGACUGAUCUUUCGGAGAGGCAGAAACAGAGAGUAUCCAAAGCUCGCAAGAAGGCCCAAGUCAAGACACUUCAUGUCGACAUUAUCAAGGACACAUUUUGGGAGGAAAGGCCGUGGCUUUUGGAAUGA
Molecule: messenger RNA, 798 nt
Organism: Candidozyma duobushaemuli
Lineage: Eukaryota; Fungi; Ascomycota; Pichiomycetes; Serinales; Metschnikowiaceae
Gene: THG1
Product: tRNA guanylyltransferase
Exons: 1
Coding region: 1-798 (265 amino acids)
Biological process (GO): tRNA modification
Molecular function (GO): tRNA guanylyltransferase activity; magnesium ion binding
Source: RefSeq, a predicted model, not a curated record